UGCGCACCGAUGAGCCCGUUAGCUAACUGUCAAACGAGCUGUCGGAGCUCGAGCUGUAGCGUGUCGAUGAGCCGAACCAAACGGACUUGCACAGCACCCGCGAGACGCCCCCACCGGACCGGCCAUUCAAGCAAGACACAAGGAAAUCUUAAUAAACGACUUACAGUAACACGCUACAGAGCCACUGGUAACUCAAAGGAGCAAAUAACAGUACCGAGCCAGGCUCCGGUCCAGUUCCUGCUAUUUUUUUUUCCCCGUGUCCAGAACCGGACAGUUCUGGGAGCACAUUUCCGGUGAGAAUAAAGCGGAUAUUUCGGACUCUCUGAGAAAAUAAACCUUUUUUUUUUGUCGUUGAGAGCGCGUGUCUGUGGUGCCUCAGUAAGGCGACUGGCGGGACAACAACAACGGCGGCGGCGACUGUGUGUGGCUGUGUGUGAGCGCGCGCACGGCGGACCCCGCGAGCGAGCGAGCGAGCGCGGCGUGCUGACAGCGCGGCGCGCGCGCUCUAGUCCGUCACACCGAGGCAGUUGUGACACCGCUGUGUCGAAGCUCGCGGCUCGCACGGUCGGUCCGGCGGCGGGGUGAGCGCAUCUUCAUCUUGACAGCCCGCAGCCCAGCCGCCCCGUGUGUGUCGGUGACCCCCUGCCUGCCUGCCUGCCUCGCGCCCCCUCCCUCGUCUCACUUCACCUCACCUCACCUCAAACCCCCCCCCCCCCCGCGAUCCGUCACCAUGGGAAACCGCGGGAUGGAGGAGCUGAUCCCGCUGGUGAACCGGCUGCAGGAUGCCUUCAGCACCAUCGGGCAGAGCUGCAACCUGGACCUGCCGCAGAUCGCCGUGGUGGGAGGACAGAGCGCGGGAAAGAGCUCCGUGCUCGAGAACUUCGUGGGCAGGGACUUCCUGCCCAGAGGAUCGGGAAUUGUCACCCGAAGACCCUUAGUCCUGCAACUCAUCAACUCCAACACAGAAUACGCCGAGUUCCUACACUGCAAGGGGAAGAAGUUCACAGACUUUGAUGAGGUCCGGCAGGAGAUUGAGGCAGAGACGGACCGUGUGACGGGGGCUAACAAGGGGAUCUCACCGGUGCCCAUCAACCUGCGCGUCUACUCCCCAAAUGUGCUUAAUCUGACCCUGAUUGACCUGCCUGGGAUCACCAAGGUCCCAGUGGGAGACCAGCCACCGGACAUCGAGUACCAGAUCCGAGAUAUGAUCAUGCAGUUCAUCUGCCGGGAGAACUGCCUCAUUCUGGCUGUCACACCUGCAAACACGGACCUGGCCAACUCGGAUGCCUUAAAGCUGGCCAAGGAUGUGGACCCCCAGGGGCUUCGCACCAUUGGGGUUAUCACCAAGCUGGAUCUGAUGGAUGAGGGAACAGACGCACGGGACGUUCUGGAGAACAAACUAUUGCCCCUUCGUAGAGGGUAUAUUGGGGUGGUAAACCGCAGUCAGAAGGACAUUGAGGGCAAGAAGGAUAUUAAAGCUGCACUGGCAGCUGAGAGGAAGUUCUUCCUGUCUCACCCUGCCUACAGACAUAUGGCAGACAGCAUGGGCACUCCGUACCUACAGAAAGCGUUAAACCAGCAACUGACAAACCACAUCCGGGACACUCUGCCUGCAUUCCGCAGCAAGCUGCAGACCCAGCUGCUGGCUCUAGACAAAGAGGCAGAAGAGUACCGCCACUUCCGGCCUGAUGACCCAUCCCGCAAGACCAAAGCUCUGCUGCAGAUGGUGCAGCAGUUCUCGGUGGACUUUGAGAAGAGGAUCGAAGGCUCCGGUGACCAGGUGGACACAGUGGAGCUCUCUGGUGGAGCCAAGAUCAACCGCAUCUUUCAUGAGCGUUUCCCUUUUGAACUGGUCAAGAUGGAGUUUGAUGAGAAGGAAUUGCGGCGUGAAAUUAGCUAUGCUAUCAAGAACAUCCAUGGAAUCAGGACAGGGCUGUUCACCCCAGACAUGGCAUUUGAGGCCAUUGUGAAGAAACAGGUAGUGAAGUUGAAGGGGCCCUGUGUCAAGUGUGUGGACAUGGUCAUCCAGGAACUUAUCAACACAGUGCGCCAGUGCACUGCCAAGCUAGGGACCUUUCCAAGGCUACGGGAAGAGACGGAGAGAAUCGUGACCACGCACAUCCGGGACCGAGAGAGCCGGGCCAAAGACCAGGUUUUACUGCUUAUUGAGGUCCAGCUCGCUUACAUCAAUACAAAUCAUGAAGACUUCAUUGGCUUUGCAAACGCACAGCAGAGAAGCAACCAAAUGAGUAAGAAAAGCUCAGCAGGAAAUCAGGCUGCAGCUCCUCCACCUCCCAGCCAAAUUGUGAUCCGCAAGGGCUGGCUGACCAUAAACAACAUCAGCAUCAUGAAGGGCGGGGCCAAGGAGUACUGGUUUGUGUUGACGGCAGAAAGUCUGUCCUGGUUCAAAGAUGACGAGGAAAAGGAAAAGAAGUAUAUGCUGCCACUGGACAACCUGAAAGUUCGUGAUGUGGAAAAGAGCUUCAUGUCCAGCAAGCACAUUUUUGCCAUCUUUAACACAGAGCAGAGGAACGUCUACAAGGACUACCGCUUCUUGGAGCUGGCCUGUAACACUCAGGACGAAGUGGACAGCUGGAAGGCCUCUCUGCUGCGUGCUGGCGUGUACCCCGAAAAAGCCUCCCAGGUGGAUGGAGAGAAUUCGGGCCCCUCUGACACCUUCUCCAUGGACCCCCAGCUAGAGCGCCAAGUGGAAACAAUUCGCAACCUGGUGGACUCCUACAUGGCCAUUGUCAACAAGUGCAUCCGGGACCUCAUGCCAAAGACCAUCAUGCACCUCAUGAUUAACAACGUGAAGGAGUUCAUCAAUGCGGAGCUCCUGGCCCAGCUGUAUUCAACAGGGGACCAGAAUGCACUGAUGGAUGAGUCGCCGGAACAGGCGCAGAGGCGGGAUGAGGUCCUGCGCACACACCAUGCCCUUAAGGAGGCACUGUCCAUCAUAGGGGACAUUGCCACAUCCACCAUCUCAACCCCUCUGCCACCCCCCGUUGACAAUUCCUGGCUCCAGUCUGGGUCGGGGGGCUCUCGCAGGUCACCUCCUCCCAGCCCCACUGCUCCAAGGAGGAUGUCUUCAGGACUCCGAGCACCUGCACGCGGCCCCGCCCCCUCUGCUCCUCCUGUGCCCUCUCGCCCGGGCCCUCUUGGACCCCUCAACAACAGUACCGAUACCUUCCCACCUCAAGUGCCCAGCCGCCCUAACCGUGCCCCUCCGAGUGUCCCCAGCCGACGGCCUCCUCCUUCUCCCACAAGACCCACCAUGAUUCGCCCAGGAGACCCGUCCCUCCUGGACUGAGCACCCCCACAAAGACCAACUUGACUGCCCCACCACUAAACUCCUGCAUGUCCCGCUCCCAGUCCAUACACAGUAGAGCAGUGUCUCCGCACUCCAGCCCGGGACCUUUGUACCACCUAGUAUAGUAACUUUGUACAGUGCUCGUGUUGUCUCUCUACCUGUGCUCUGUUGCCUGUGCUAAUUCACGUUCACUGGGUCAAGCAAAUCCCAAGCUCUGGAUCAGAUCCCAUCCAUUGUUACAAACCUUGGCAGUUGUCAGUAAUCUGCUCAUCUAUACAGUAGUCAUAUAUCUGUCUGUCAUACACUUAUUAACACAAUAAUCUACUGCUCCUGUAAGCUAUUCCUGUCCUAGACUAGGCUGUGAGCCCAGUAUCCCCACAAUAUUCCCAAACCACAGUGAUACAAAUUGUCCCAGAACUGCAUGCUUGGGAAGAAACUGUCAUGGUCUUUGUACGGUAAAUAAAUUACAUAGUAUACUCAUAACAUUGACAUAACUUACGCUUUAGGGCCCAGGGCUUGAUGUUAGUUUCUCCUAGUUUCUUUUAGAGAUAGCAAGACUAUCUUUGUAUGUGUGAUCUGUGUACUUUGUGUGUUCCUUCGAGUACAUGUGGGCAUUGUUUCUUGUUGUCACUAUUUUUAUGAUUUAUACGUACGUUACUGUAGUUCCA
Molecule: messenger RNA, 3978 nt
Organism: Scleropages formosus (Asian bonytongue)
Lineage: Eukaryota; Metazoa; Chordata; Actinopteri; Osteoglossiformes; Osteoglossidae
Product: dynamin-2-like
Exons: 21
Coding region: 731-3310 (859 amino acids)
Biological process (GO): receptor internalization; synaptic vesicle budding from presynaptic endocytic zone membrane
Cellular component (GO): microtubule; cytoplasm; plasma membrane
Molecular function (GO): GTPase activity; GTP binding; microtubule binding
Source: RefSeq, a predicted model, not a curated record